AUGACUGCUUUGAGAGCCAUCACGAUGCAGAAGAAAGGAAUUGAGAGGGUUAAGAGCCUGCUCUACAGUACAUGCCCCGUUGAUGGAAAUAUGUUUCAUUGGGAGGCUGUGCUUUUCGGACCAGCAGGAUCGCCUUACGAGAACGGAGUCUUCAAAAUCGGCAUGCACUUUCCUCCAGAAUACCCAUUCAAGCCACCCAAGAUUCUCAUUAAACUUCAUGAGAUGCUGACAAACCCAGAAAUAGGUGAGGGGGACUACUAUGAUGAAGACAAAGCAAAGCUGUACAAGGAAGACAAGGCGGGGUUCGAUGAAACUGCUCGGGAAUGUACUUUGGAGCACGCUGGGGCUUGA
This is a messenger RNA of Eutrema salsugineum, 351 nucleotides long. Its product is annotated as ubiquitin-conjugating enzyme E2 5B-like. Bases 1 to 351 code for a protein of 116 amino acids. The record is from RefSeq and is a predicted model, not a curated record. The transcript is spliced from 3 exons. Lineage: Eukaryota; Viridiplantae; Streptophyta; Magnoliopsida; Brassicales; Brassicaceae.